GCACCCAAGUUGGGCGGUGGAGGAGCAGGAGGCGCAGGAGGCGGAGGCGGCGGAAACUUCUCUGCGUUCGCGAAGAAGAUGAUGGCAAAGAUGGGACACAAGGAGGGGCAGGGACUGGGAGCAGGUGGAGAGGGAAUUGUCAAUCCGAUCGAGGUCAAGCUACGACCACAAGGAGCCGGUGUUGGUGCAGUAAAGGAACGUACGGAGCAGUACAAGGCGGAGCAGAAGAGAGCUGCGGAAAGACGAGGCGAGGAAUACGAAGACAGCAGUGAAGAGGAGCGAAAGGCGAGGAGGGAAAGGAAGAAGAAGUCUCAAGGUGGACUUGCGCCUGGAAGUGGGACGAGUACACCGGGCGGGACGAGGAAGCAGAAGACAAAGUACAAGACUGUCGCAGACGUACGAGCUGCGGCGCCAGGAUUGGAUGUCCCGCUGCAGAUGCUCAGCUCGAUCGUCGAUGCGACGGGCAGUCAGGCAAAAAUGCUCACAAGUGCUGCUGGGCUGAUGACUCCGAAUGGCUUGCCGACCGACUCGGAGGCAGACAAGAUUGCGAAAAGAGAGCGGCUGGAACUUGAGGCGUUUAUUGAAGCCUGGCAUGGUGUGCAGGAGCAGAAGGUGUAUAUCGAGGAACAAGCUGGAAGGCAUCAACUCGAGGUCGACCAAGAACGGGAGGAGGUCGAGCGACUGCAGGCAGUUGUUGAGGCUGUUGAGAAUCUACGCUUGAGUGCUGCGCGUGGACCAGGUGACGACUCUGGAACGGCGUGGACCUCGCUGAUCGCAUCGCUGGAGAAACUUCAGACCGAGCACAAACAAGAUAUUGAGCACUACGGGCUUUCCGAGGCUGCUAUCGGCGCGCUGUCCCCUCUAUUCAAGAAGCGAGUUGCUGAGUGGGAGCCGCUGGAAGAUCCUGAGCUCCUCACAGCUGACUUGAUGCGAGUGCGGUCCUUGCUGGGCCUCGACACGAAAGAUGAAGUGGUCACUGCUCGUGGGCGCGCAGAGAUGGACGAGGGCUAUGGCAGAUCCAAACGACAAAAAGCCACGACCGCGUAUGAAGCAAUGGUCUACACGAUCUGGCUUCCGAAGCUGCGGACGACCAUCACGAAUUGGGAAGUCCUGAAUCACGCACCUUUGACAACACUGGUCAAUGCAUGGCGUCCUCUUCUGCCUCCAUUCAUCUACAGUGCCUUGGUGGACAAGCUCAUUGUGGAAAAGCUGAAGGCAGCCCUACAUGUCUGGGAUCCGCGGAAGCGCAGUCAUCAUCACAAGCACGCUACUGUCAAGCAUGCUGAGCCACACACCUGGAUCUUUCCAUGGCUACCGUAUCUUCCACCCUAUCAGCUGGAUCCCAAAGCUUCAAGCGGGCUGCUUGUCGAUAUCAAGCGUCGGCUAAGGGAAGUUCUCGAUGGCUGGGAUGUCAGCUCUGGGGUGCUGGCAGGUCUGCUCGAAUGGCGCGCUCUGCUGCACUCGGAACUAGAUCAUGUGUUCGUCCGACAUCUGCUUCCCAAGCUCGCCCGCCAUCUGUCGCAGCACUUUGAAGUCGACCCUUCAGAUCAAGAUUUGACGCCGCUGGAGAAUGUACUGAAAUGGCAGCAGCAUUCCAAGGUGGAGAUCCUGGCACGUCUGCUCGUAGCAGAGUUUUUUCCGAAGUGGCUCUCGACCCUCCACCAAUGGCUCUCUUCAGAAGAAGCAAAUUUCGAAGAAGUCGGCCAAUGGUUUACGUGGUGGAAACAGCAAAUCCCGGAUUCCCUGAACGCAAAUGCGGACGUCUCGAAGGAAUGGGAGAAGGGCACAGAAAUGAUCAACAAAGCUCUCGACCUCCAAGACGAAGGCGUGCCCAUGAGCGAACUUGCAGCACCAGCAGCUGGUCCAGCACGACCCAUCGCUAAGGAAAUCAGCAAGAGACUCGAUGCUCAGACUUCUGCUACGCUUCAUCCUCCACUUGCUCAAGAGCUCGCGCAGGACUUCAAGGAUAUUGUGGAAGCGUGGUGUGCAGAACAAGACCUUACUCUGGUUCCAUUGCGAGAAGCACAUACCCAGACUGGCGCACCGCUAUUCCGCAUCACGGCGAGCGCGAACGGUAAGGGUGGCGUAGUCGUGUAUCUCAAGGGAGACAUCGUGUGGGCGCAAAAGAAGGGCGAUCGUACGAUUUACGAACCGAUCGGACUGGAGGAACGACUCGUUGAGAGGGCGAUAGGGAAGUGA
Messenger RNA from Zymoseptoria tritici IPO323, 2199 nucleotides. RefSeq lists its product as uncharacterized. Gene Ontology annotation, biological process: spliceosomal complex disassembly. Bases 79 to 2199 code for a protein of 706 amino acids. Gene Ontology annotation, cellular component: U2-type post-mRNA release spliceosomal complex. The transcript has a single exon. Lineage: Eukaryota; Fungi; Ascomycota; Dothideomycetes; Mycosphaerellales; Mycosphaerellaceae. The record is from RefSeq and is a predicted model, not a curated record. Gene Ontology annotation, molecular function: nucleic acid binding.